UCGGUGUUGCCUCUGCGUUCGGUUUCAAAGUUCAACGGGGCGAACGUUAGAUUAGCCUCAUGUGAAAGUUCGACCGGUAAAAGGUUAUUUACCGGCCUAUAGGUUGUUAAUUCGUUGACCACAGUCACUGUGUAUUCCGGUGGGAUAGCUGUUACCGUUACACAUAACUGUUUGCUGUGUUUACUAGAAGAAAAAAAUGAAUUCAAACGGAGAAACAAGCGAGGAGACAUCGAAAUCCCCAGUUUCCACUCCGGUUGACGUCGCAGAACAACGAAAGAGGACCAAAGUUAUUUCCAUCGUAUAUAUCAUCGCUGCCUUGGAUAUCACAUGGAUGUUUUUACAGUUUUCUGUAACCCCUUAUUUGGCAAAGAAACUUGGCUUCGACACCUUGAUGUUUGGUUAUUUACAAACCACGGUAGGUGUAAUCCAGCUGUUUGGAGGCCCAAUGUUUGGAAGGUUUGCAGAUCUCUUUGGAGCACGAGUCGCCCUGUCUUUGGCGUGUUCUUCAACUGUCGUUUUCUUUCUGCUGCUGGCCAUCGCAAACCACCCUGCCAUGCUGUUCAUCCACAAAAUCCCCACAGUCUUCAUGCACGUCCUACCUUCUACUCAGAUGGUCGUGGCAGACCUCUCAGAGCCUGAAAAACGGGCGGAUGCUUUAGCCAAACUUGGUCUGUGUUUUGGGAUCGGUAUGAUAGCAGGCUCCACUUUAGGCGGUCAUCUUAACACACGCUACGGGGAGACGUUCACUGCAUGUUUUGGUGCUGCAGGGAGUGCCUUCAGCUUACUGUUGGUUUUAAAGUUUAUCCCAAAAUCCACCAAAGUUCAUCCUUCAAAAACCAACACAGACAGUCAAAGCAAGAACAAAUCUGUGUUCAGUUUGGGAGAGAUCACGAGACUGAUGAAGUUUCCUGGUGUGACACCGACUUUUCUAGUGAAGAUAAUCGUGGGAUUGCCAUCAGGUAUUUUCCAGGUAAUGUUCUCCAUCAUUGCACUGGAGUUUUUUAAGCUGGAGCCUCAGCAGAACGGAUAUCUGAUGGCUUAUUUUGGCAUCGUCCAAAUGGUAAUCCAGGGGGGAGUGAUUGGCCCGCUUACAGCGAGGUUUUCUGAUAAGUCGCUGCUGCUUCUGUCCAUCGGGGUUUCAGCUUUGGUUGGACUAGCUCAGGCGUACAUGCAGAACGUGUUCCAGUUCUGCAUCAUCGUGCUUCCCAUGAUGUUUUCUCUCAGUGUGUUUAGCGUCAUCACAGACAGCAUUCUCACCAAGAGUGUGCCGUCGUCUGACACAGGCACAAUGAUGGGACUGUGUGCAUCGGUCCAAUCUCUGCUUCGCACAGUUGGUCCAACUAUCGGUGGCUUCCUGUACGUGAACUAUGGCAUUUCAUCGAUAGGCUUAAUCGAGUUCUUUGUGAAUAGUUCAGUGUUUGUGUUCAUGAUGCAGCGUCACCUAAGUAGGACGGCAGAACAUAGGGAAUAAAAUUAUUUAAACAAAGCUUCUCAUCAUCUCUGACAGAGAUGUAAAUAAAUGUAUGAUUUUAGGAACAAUCAUUUCUUUUUAAUUUAAAAUAUCCUGUUUUGUUUUUAAGACUGAGUCAAUCUUUCGUUUACUAUUUUUUUAAAAACUGUUGUGCAUGUUCAAGACCAAACCACUAGAUGGCAGCAUAUCCUACAUUUUACCUCAUGAUACUUUCAUGUGUUCAUCAAUCUCACAAAAGAUGCACUUAAUAUUAUCAGUGCUGAGAUUUCCCUAAAUCUGCAAUUAUUAAUGUAGAAUUAUAUCAAAGAUAUAUCAGAAUAGUUUUGAAAUUUGCAAUGAAAGUUUAUUUUUUGUAUUUUCAUUAAACAUUUCAAUGAUU
Molecule: messenger RNA, 1850 nt
Organism: Cheilinus undulatus (humphead wrasse)
Lineage: Eukaryota; Metazoa; Chordata; Actinopteri; Labriformes; Labridae
Gene: slc67a1
Product: solute carrier family 22 member 18
Exons: 10
Coding region: 197-1471 (424 amino acids)
Biological process (GO): transmembrane transport
Molecular function (GO): transmembrane transporter activity
Source: RefSeq, a predicted model, not a curated record